This is a messenger RNA of Cornus florida, 666 nucleotides long. RefSeq names its product NADH dehydrogenase [ubiquinone] 1 beta subcomplex subunit 9. Bases 67 to 414 code for a protein of 115 amino acids. Gene Ontology annotation, biological process: mitochondrial electron transport, NADH to ubiquinone. The transcript has 6 exons. The record is from RefSeq and is a predicted model, not a curated record. NCBI's taxonomy places the organism in Eukaryota, Viridiplantae, Streptophyta, Magnoliopsida, Cornales, Cornaceae.
GAGCCCGUCUGUCAAAAAAACAGCGUAGAGAGAGAGGAGAGUGGAGAAAGAAGAGAGAGAUCAGAGAUGAGUGCAUCGGCGUCGUACCUUGCUCGAAGGGCAGCACAGAAGGAAAGAGUGAGGAUCCUCUACAGGAGAGCCCUUAAAGAUACUCUCAGUUGGGCCGUUCAUCGCCAUCUCUUCUAUCAAGAUGCAGAUGUCCUCCGAGAGAAAUUUGAGGUCAACAAGCAUGUGGAAGAUCUUGAGACAAUUGAUAGAAUGAUAUCUGAUGGUGAAGCAACCUACAAUAAAUUUCGACAUCCUGAUCCUUAUACUAUUCCAUGGGCUCCCGGUGGCAGCAAGUUUAAUCGAAACCCAGCACCUCCUAAAGGGAUUGAGAUAGUAUAUAACUUUGGUCGAGAAGAUAACGACUGAAACUAUCAUCCUUUUCCAUGGCAAUAAUAAAGAUUGAGAGACAGUAUCAGCCUGGGGGAGGGAAGAAGAUUCUGGUCCUUCUUGUUUGUGUUAAGUUGAAGACAAUUGUUAGCCUUGAACACUUUUUGAGAUUCUCAGUUGCUGUGUAUUUGGUUUUCUGCUGAGUUUCAUAAUUUGACUCAAUAAUAAAAACCUCUUGCAUGAAUUGCUGCAAAACUGGGUUAAGUCAUACAUUCAUCUUUUUUUGAGAAA